AUGGAGCCUCGCGAGGAGGGUGAGCGACUGGCGCGCGACAUCCAGUCCAGGCUCGAGGCUCACGCUCAGGCGUCGACCAGGGAGUGGUUCCAGACGCAGGGCCUCGGACGAUGGCGGGGCUGCGAGCAGGCGUGUAUCCGGGCGAGGACGCUGGAAGCCGAGCAGGAGGGCCGACCGUGCGACGCGAGCGCGGCGGCGUGGUGGGGCGAGGCGCGGUACCACGCGUCCCUCGAGUUGAUGCGAAGCGAGUUCGCGGACGAUAAGCUGUCGGGGAUGACGAUGUUUCAGGUGAGAGAGCGCCCCGAGUCCCGCGCGAGAGCGCGUGCACAUCGUAGCCAAAAAACCAAAAAAAAGAGCCCUCGAUUGUCCUCCGAUCCGCGCGCCCCUUCCGCCCCGAGACGCGCGACGCGUCCGACGCCUCGACUGACGACCGUCUCGCGUCCACAAUCGACCGCUUCGCAGGAGCUCGUCUUGCCCGACCCGAACGUCAGCGCCCGGCUCUUCGGGGACGAGGACGACGACGAGGAGGACGACGACGACGAGUCAUCGUCGCCUCGACCGGCGGGCUCGUCGAUGUCCAUCGCUGACGCAGACGCGAAACCGUCGGGAGAAUUUCUUCCCGACGCGCUCGCGCUCUUCGACGACCCCUCCGCGCGGGGCGUGCACGACUGGAGCACGUCCGACGCGAUCGCGUUCAAGGUGCUCGGUCCUUACGUGGCGGCGCACCCGCGCAGACGUCGCACCGCGCGCUUCGUGCUGGCGUGGGCCACCCGGCCAUCAUCGCGAGGAUCGCCCCCGGUGAAUCCGUAUCGACGACGAGCCGGCGUCGUGGCGUUUCUCAACUACGUCGACGGCGAGACAGACGCGGGCGUUAUAACGCACGCCGACUCGUCGAACGACGCGUUCCCUCGGAGCGGGCGGGGACUGGCGAGUUCCCCGGUGACUCACCGGGGGAGGGGCGGGGACGGGCUCUUCGGAGACGGGUUCGUCGCGGAACUCGCCAAAGCGUGCGGCGACGUGCUCGCCGCGGUGGACUCGGAGACUCCGGCCGCCGCCCGGCGGAUACCGCGGGGUGCCGAGCGGGGUGCCGGGGGUGCCGAGGUGUCCGUGCGCGCGUCGGACGACGAGGUCCAAAUCGACGACCCGACGCUGUCGCCGAUGGCGGCGGAGGCGUGGGCCGUCGACGGCGCGUGGGCGGUGUUGGGCCUGUGCGCGAGGGAGAGCGCUCGGGUGGACCGCGCGCGGAUCGCGGCGGAGCGGGGCGGGGGUAACCGACGAACGUUCCCGUGCGCGGUUAACAGCGGCGGGGAGGAGACACACGCCGGGGGCGGCGCGAGCAAGCGCGCGCGAACAGAGGCUUGA
Messenger RNA from Micromonas commoda, 1362 nucleotides. RefSeq lists its product with no specific name. The record is from RefSeq and is a predicted model, not a curated record. The transcript has a single exon. Lineage: Eukaryota; Viridiplantae; Chlorophyta; Mamiellophyceae; Mamiellales; Mamiellaceae. The coding region runs from base 1 to 1362 and encodes 453 amino acids.